AUGUCGGCAAACAGGAGCGAGAGGACCGGAAGUGCCAAAAAGAAUAGCGCUGUUAAUAGACUUUCUGAUGGAGAAUCAGCCAUGUUGUUUGAAACAAGCGAAGAUGUCAAGAUCAUCACUAGUUUUGAUCAGAUGGGUCUGAAGGAAGACUUGCUCAGAGGCAUCUUUGCUUAUAACUUUGAAAAACCAUCUGCUAUUCAACAAAGAGCGAUCGCACCCAUUCUAAAAGGAAGAGAUGUGAUUGCUCAGGCACAAUCUGGAACUGGAAAAACUGCAACAUUUUCCAUUUCUGUGCUUCAAACCAUUGAUACCACUCGGCGUCAAACUCAGGCACUUAUUCUUUCACCUACUCGUGAACUUGCAACUCAAAUUCAGUCAGUUGUACUUGCACUUGGUGACUACAUGAACGUACAAUGCCACGCCUGUAUUGGUGGAACAUCGAUUGGUGAAGAUAUUCGCAAACUGGAUCAUGGACAGCACGUUGUCUCUGGAACUCCCGGUCGUGUUUUUGACAUGAUUAAACGUCGUAAUCUUCAAACUCGUGAUAUCAAGAUGCUAAUUCUUGACGAGGCUGAUGAAAUGCUUUCCAAAGGAUUCAAGGAACAAAUCUAUGAUGUAUAUCGCUAUUUACCUCCUUCAACUCAAGUAGUGAUUCUUUCUGCUACACUUCCACAUGAUGUACUAGACAUGACGUCCAAGUUUAUGACUGAUCCUGUUCGUGUGCUUGUCAAGCGUGACGAACUUACACUUGAAGGCAUCAAACAGUUUUUUGUUGCUGUAGAGAAAGAAGAGUGGAAAUUCGAUACUUUGUGUGAUCUUUAUGAUACUCUGACCAUCACUCAAGCUGUAAUCUUUUGUAAUACCCGUCGCAAGGUUGACUGGCUUACUGAAAAAAUGCGCGAAGCCAACUUUACUGUAGCAGCAAUGCACGGAGAAAUGCCACAAAAGGAACGUGAUGCAAUUAUGCAAGAGUUUCGUUCUGGUGCUAGUCGUGUCUUGAUUACAACUGAUGUGUGGGCACGUGGAAUUGAUGUUCAACAAGUAUCUUUGGUGAUCAAUUAUGACCUUCCUAGCAAUCGUGAAAACUAUAUUCAUCGUAUUGGUCGAUCUGGACGUUUUGGUCGCAAGGGUGUUGCAAUCAACUUUGUCAAGAACGACGAUGUCAAUAUUCUACGCGAUAUCGAACAGUACUACAGUACUCAGAUUGAUGAGAUGCCCAUGAAUGGUACGUAUACUUGCUGGUCGUUCAAGCAGUACGCUAUAUCAAGUAUUUUAACUUGCUUUGCUUAUUACACUUUUUUAAAUAGUGUCAGAUCUGGUUUAAUAUUUACAACUUGA
Batrachochytrium dendrobatidis JAM81 is the source of this 1338-nucleotide messenger RNA. Its product is annotated as eIF4AIII protein. The transcript has 6 exons. The coding region runs from base 1 to 1338 and encodes 445 amino acids. Lineage: Eukaryota; Fungi; Chytridiomycota; Chytridiomycetes; Rhizophydiales. The record is from RefSeq and is a predicted model, not a curated record. Gene Ontology annotation, cellular component: catalytic step 2 spliceosome; nucleolus. Gene Ontology annotation, molecular function: ATP binding; mRNA binding; RNA helicase activity.